GAAAGUCUUGACAGGCGGAAGUCCGAUAGAUCCAGACUAACUUGAUCUCUUGCACUUGAAAGAUGUCCGCGGAGAAGGAGGGAGAUACUUUGUGCUUCUUUAUCAACGGGAAAAAGGUGACGGUGAGCCAUGCGGAGCCUGAAACCACGCUGCUGUCCUUCCUCAGAGAGGAGUUGAGGUUAACUGGAACCAAGUAUGGCUGCGGCGGCGGAGGCUGCGGAGCAUGCACCGUCAUGGUGUCGCGCUACCAACCCGCCACCAAAACCAUCACACAUUACUCGGCCAACGCCUGCCUGCUGCCGCUCUGCCAGCUGCACGGAGCCGCCGUCACCACGGUGGAGGGCGUCGGCAGCACCAGGACCAGGAUCCACCCAGUACAGGAGCGCAUAGCCAAGGCUCACGGCUCCCAGUGUGGCUUCUGCUCUCCGGGGAUGGUGAUGUCCAUCUACACGCUGCUGAGGAAUCGGCCGCAGCCCGCCAUGGAUGACAUCACACACGCUCUGCAGGGUAACCUGUGUCGCUGUACUGGGUACCGACCAAUCAUUGACGGCUGCAGGACCUUCUGUCAGGAAGCUGACUGUUGCCAAGCCAACGGAGCUGGAGACUGCUGCCUCGACGGAGAGGAAACUCUGGAGGAAACCCAGCGUGAAAAGCCCGAGUUGUUUGAUAAGAGAGAGUUUCUGCCGCUGGACCCGACACAGGAACUUAUCUUCCCCCCCGAACUGAUUCUGUGGGCAGAAAGGGCGCCCCCCCAGACACUGACCUUCCGUGGGGAGAGGAUGAUGUGGGUGUCCCCCGCCUCUCUGGAGGAGCUGGUCCAGCUCAAGACCAGGAACCCUGAAGCUCCGCUGGUGAUGGGAAACACCAACAUAGGUCCAGAUAUAAAGUUCAAAGGCGUCCUGCAUCCGCUGAUCAUAUCUCCAACCAGAGUUCUGGAUCUGUUUGAAGUCACUCAGACGCCACACGGGGUGUGGGUGGGAGCGGGCUGCAGUCUCACCGAGGUUCGCUCUCUUUUGGAGAAGCUGCUUCCUCAGUUUCCGGAGGAGAAGACGGAAGUGUUCCGGGCCCUGAGCCAACAGCUGGGGAACGUGGGAAGCCUGCAGAUCCGUAACGUUGCCUCUCUUGGGGGCAACAUCAUGAGUGCGUACCCAAACUCGGACCUGAACCCCGUUUUGGCUGCUGGGAACUGCAAAGUGAGCGUCAUUUCAAACGGAGGAAAACGGGAGGUUCCUCUGAACAGAGACUUCUUUGUGAGCUUUGGAAAAACCAUCCUGAAGCCAGAGGAGAUUGUUGUGUCUGUCUUCAUUCCCUUCUCCAGAAAGGUACUUAAUAUAUUAACUUUGAACCCUGUUCUCUGGAUAAAAUUUCAGUUAGGGCUGGAUGUGAGCGAGGCUCUGCGGCUUCCCGGGGUCAUCGACGUCAUCACGGCCAAAGAUGUUCCCGGCCAGAAAGUUCGCAAAAUGUUUGGUUAUGAAGAGGUGCUGCUCGCUGAGACCGAGGUGUCGUGCGUCGGCCAGAUGAUAUGUGCGGUGGUCGCUGAUACGAGGGUGCAUGCCAGACGAGGAGCAGCCGCCGUGAAGAUUGGCUACGAAGACCUGCCGGAGCCGCUGUUCACCGUAGAGGAAGCCAGCGAGAAGUCGUCCUUCUUUGAGCCUCGGAGGAUGAUUGAGAAAGGAAAUGUGGCCGAAGCCUUUAAAACUGUGGAUCACGUUCAUCAAGGAGAGUUUCGGAUGGGCGGUCAGGAGCAUUUCUACAUGGAGACCCAGAGCAUGCUGGUAGUUCCUGUCGGCGAGGAGACGGAGUUCAACGCUUACGUCUCCACCCAGUGGCCGACGGGAACUCAGGAUGCAAUCGCGGAGGCGUUGGGCAUCCCGUCCAACAGAGUCACCUGUCACGUCAAAAGAAUAGGCGGAGCUUUCGGCGGGAAAGUCGUUAAAACGGCGACGCUGGCUUGUAUUACCGCUGUGGCUGCGUGGAAGACCAAUCGUGCGGUCCGCUGUGUCCUGGAGCGAGGAGAGGACAUGCUAAUCAGCGGAGCCCGUCACCCCGUCCUGGGAAAAUACAAAGUGGGUUUCAUGAAUGAUGGAAGGAUCAUGGCUGCAGAUAUGCAGUACUACACAAACGCUGGCAACACUGUGGAUGAAUCUCCUCUGGUGGUAGAGAAGAUUCUGCUCCACAUCGACAACGCCUACAACAUCCCCAACCUACGAGGCCGCGGCGCCGCCUGCCGUACCAACCUGCCCUCCAACACCGCCUUCAGGGGGUUCGGCGUGCCCCAGAGCAUCAUGGUCCUGGAGAACAUGCUCAACGACGUUGCCAUGGUGCUGGGACACCCCGCAGACCAGAUCCGGGAGAUCAACAUGUACCAGGGUCCGUCCGUCACCCACUAUGGGUUGGAGUUCAGCCCGGAGAACCUGCGGCGCUGCUGGGACCAGUGUAAGGGAAAGAGCGACUACGCCGCACGCCGCAGAGCCGCUGACCGCUUUAACCAGGACAACCGCUGGAAGAAGAGAGGGGUGGCCAUCGUACCCAUUAAAUACGGGAUCGCAUUCGCAGAGAGCUUCUUAAACCAGGCUGCAGCUCUGGUCCACGUCUAUAAAGACGGAUCUGUUCUGGUCUCUCACGGUGGGACGGAGAUGGGGCAGGGACUCCACACUAAAAUGCAACAGGUGGCGAGUCGGGAGCUUGGUAUCCCCCCCUCUAAGAUCUACAUCAGUGAAACCAGCACCAACACGGUUCCCAACACCUGCCCGUCGGCCGCCUCCUACGGCACAGACGCUAACGGCAUGGCGGUCCGGAAUGCCUGCCAGACUCUGUACCAGCGACUGGAGCCAAUCAGGCAGAAGAACCCCAAAGGAUCAUGGGAGAGUUGGGUCAAAGCAGCAUUUUUUGACAAAAUCAGUUUAUCAGCAACUGGAUUCUACAGAGGCCCGGACCUUUACAUGGACUGGGACAAGAUGGCUGGGCGGCCCUACGCUUACUUCACAUUCGGAGCGUGUUUCUGCGAGGUGGAGCUGGACUGCCUCACAGGAGACUACAGGGUGGUGAGGACAGACAUCGUGAUGGACAUCGGUAGGAGUGUGAACCCCUCCAUGGACAUUGGCCAGAUUGAGGGAGCGUUCCUGCAGGGUUUGGGUCUCUACACUCUGGAGGAGUUGAAGUUUUCCCCCGCCGGGCUCCUGUACACUCGCGGCCCGUCUCAGUAUAAGAUCCCCGCGGUCUGCGACGUGCCGCUUCGCUUCAACGUGUAUCUGCUGCCGGACUCCCACAACCCCCACGCCAUCUACUCCUCAAAGGGUAUUGGAGAACCCGCCCUCUUCCUGGGCAGUUCCGUGUUCUUCGCCAUCAAAGACGCCGUGGCUGCAGCCCGCUCUGAGUCCGGUUUAGUCGGCCCGUUUCCCCUGGACAGCCCCGCGACACCAGAGAGGGCCUGUCUGGCCUGUGCCUCCCCGUUCACUCAGAAGAUUCCAGCCAGCACACCGGGAUCUUUCAAACCGUGGGCCUUAAACAUGUAAAACUGAAUCAAACUAAAGCUUGACUGACUGUGAACUGAUUGUUACUAACAAUAAUGAACUUAUGAUGAACUUAUACUCUACAAUACUACAAUAUUAACUUUUCUUUACAUGUACAUUUGUAACAAACAACGAAUGAAUGAAGUGUUUAUUUUUGUGCAGGCCGCUAGAAGCACAUGCUUCAACAUAAAACAUGUAUUUCAUUGUUUUUGCUCCGGCUCUUAUCCUACAGCACCACUAUACCAUUUCAAUAAUGAAAGAAUAAAUAAAAGUUAUUGAACACGUUAAAUAAA
Messenger RNA from Perca fluviatilis (European perch), 3805 nucleotides. RefSeq names its product aldehyde oxidase 6 (gene aox6). The coding region runs from base 63 to 3515 and encodes 1150 amino acids. Lineage: Eukaryota; Metazoa; Chordata; Actinopteri; Perciformes; Percidae. The record is from RefSeq and is a predicted model, not a curated record. Gene Ontology annotation, molecular function: FAD binding; oxidoreductase activity; iron ion binding. The transcript is spliced from 31 exons.